Plasmopara halstedii is the source of this 834-nucleotide messenger RNA. RefSeq lists its product as uncharacterized. The record is from RefSeq and is a predicted model, not a curated record. The transcript has a single exon. Bases 1 to 834 code for a protein of 277 amino acids. Lineage: Eukaryota; Oomycota; Peronosporomycetes; Peronosporales; Peronosporaceae.
AUGCGAACAAAGCAAUUAGUCGAAUUUCAGAAGCAAGAUCGUUCGUAUGAGUAUGUCCUACAUCAGCAGUCACUGCCAGUGUCUACAAAGAAAUUGAUCUCACUUCCACCGCUCAUCAAGACUACGCUCCAACCGACGACUGAUGCAUUAGCUGAGAAAUCCGCAAUUUUCACACAUAUGAUGUUGGAGUCUCCACCACCUGUAGUUGUCUCUACAUUGAUGUUUUCAUAUCAAGACAAGUCCACCAACCAAUUGGUCCGACCUCUUCCCCAUUUAAAUGACGUGAGUCCUACCAAAUUGAUGUCACUGCAUCAUAAUAACCAAAAGCGCACGUGUUUUCCAAAGAAAUGUGACUUUCCAAUGUGUAAGAACAGCUCGCGCAGUCGUGGCUUCUGUUACAGUCACGGUGGAGGUAGGCGCUGCCGAGUGAAUGGCUGUAAUAAUGGCGCCGUCAGUCGUGAUCUAUGCAAGCGCCACGGAGGUGGUCGUCGCUGCCGCAUUGCAGGAUGUACAAGUAGCUCUGAGAGCGGUGGUCUGUGCUACAGCCAUGGUGGAGGGCGCCGCUGUAAUCUCUCGUGGUGUUCAGCGCGUGCGAAGAAGGGUGGCUAUUGUGCCGUACAUCUCACGGGUGACCGGACGCCACCAGCUGAUACUUUUUCAACUUCAACUUCAGAUAGUUCGUCAUCGACCGAUGUAAAUAUUGUCGAGACUCUCUUGUUACUGGCCAAUGACCAGAAAAAUGUUACGCAGUUAUUGUCAAUGUCGAAAGAAGCAUCAGUCUCGUCAUUCAACACUAUCAAGCGCGCCUAUGAUAUCGCGUCACUACUUAAUUAA